Pseudo-nitzschia multistriata is the source of this 3290-nucleotide messenger RNA. NCBI's taxonomy places the organism in Eukaryota, Bacillariophyta, Bacillariophyceae, Bacillariales, Bacillariaceae. The record is from the annotation of a GenBank genome assembly.
GAGGUCCGUCUUCUUGUMGUUGGCGAGAAAGUGAUACACAAAGGUUCCGGAUAGACCAGCAACGGAUGCUAUCCCUCUCCAAAUUCCGAUCACCUCCAUGCCGAUGCCUCUCCAAACCAAAUAAACGGUCAUGAUGUUGCCAAACGWAAGSGUAACGUUCAAAUAUAACAAAGACAGGGAAAAACCAGCCCAGCAGAUCGAUUGGCUGAAGUAUACUUCGACGUCGUCAAGAAUUUUGAAUGAUMUUUUUCCAUUUAUAGUGCCUGCGUGCYUGGUUCUGCCUUCCUUCGCAACUUCCUUUUUCYCGUUAUCGGUGUUGGAUUCCUCCCCUUUGUGUCCCAGUUUAACCGACGUGUCAUUGUGGGACUUUUGAGACAGUUCUGUAAUUUUGUGGUAGAUUUUGGCCGUACAUAUGUAUUCGACAAUUAGGGCUACAACGUUCACGGHCCCUACCAAAAGAGUUGCUUCACGAAGGUUGUACCCGUGAUUUUUACUCUUUCCGUCAUCAAAGGAUGCAAUAAAUAUACCCCCRAUUGCUGGGGCAAGAAUCUUGCAGCUCAGAUCGAUUUGUCUCAUUCUGACAUUCGUGUCGCUUAGCCAUGUUUUCUGCACAUUUUCUUCUUCUUCCUUCGUCAAUUUUCUUUCCGACUUGCAAAUAUUGCACACGGCAAUGCUCAUGACAACAAUCCAGUCUCUCUCCACGGCUACAAGAAAUCCAGAGUCAAGGAUCAUCGCGACGGCRCCUAGUAAAUGGAUUCCUACCAAUAAYGAAACGGACUCCAGAUUAUAGAGGGGUUCUUCUCCCCUCGACAUGUUUGGAUCGACAGGAGUGACAUUACCAUACCUUGUUAUUAKAUCGUGGUCCCUCGACAAGAGUUUGUAGCACAAGAUUGUAGCUACCACGACGGCAACAUUCUCGAAACCAAUAAACUGCCGAGCAACAACCAACCGAUUCGAUCCAUCGAUGUAUCGUCCCACGGAGGAACCAAACAAACAAACGAAUGAGUAUGUUACUAAUCCAUAAGAAGUGACCAGUAUCAACGACUGGUUGUUGGUAUAAGCUGCUAGGAACAGGGCAAGGCAGAACUGCCAGACUUGUUCUGAAAAUUGAUUGAAGAAAUGGGAUAUGAAGAGCAUCCAGCGAGCACAUUCGAUAUCUUCACCAGUGCUAGUGCUGAGAACUCUGCCAUCGGCGCUUCUGUGUGACAUAGAACAUUCCGAUGACAACUCUGCCGACGAUUUUAUCGACCCUGCAAUCAAUAAUGGAUCUGAUUCAUCCAUUUCAGCAAUAAUCAAUYAGUAUUCAGUCAAUGGCACAGAAUGGAAGGAAUAACUGUCGAACAGGAUCUAUCAUCGGGUGGCUGCUUUUAUUGAGUCGAGCGAUCUAGUAGUAGCAAGGAAUUGUUCAGUGCCAUUCGAGACGUUGGGUUGCCUGAUAUCAGAUUCCGAUAAUGUGRGUACAAAAUGGCAAGAGUACUUGUACAUGCCGUAGAACCAAUCCUGGAGAGCGUGAGAUCCAAAAACUUGUGGUUUGAUCAUGCACUGUUUUGGUCGUCAAUAGGGAAUAGGGAAAACAAACGAUGAUUCAGAUGGGUGUCAUCAAAACAUUCAWUUUUUUCUUUUUUCGAGAACAUUCUGUGGUCCGAUUUGUACGGUACUCGUAGAGCCAUGCAUGCAGGUACGUACAACACAUCGGACAGACCAGAAUAGCCCAGGAUCAAGUUUUUUCUCUCKUAUUUUGGUUGGYAAUAUUUUGAUUUUGAUUGGCAACAGGCCAGGCAAGCAAGCAAGGASCCUGGAUCAAGGAGCAGGGAUGGGGUUCUUUCCUCUCGCGCGACAAAUCKUGGUGCUUCGUACUGUACSGUACGUAGUACUGAAAUUGACUUCGUAAUGAUGCGCACAAUACURUACGUACGUACUCUUCGUACUUAUCGUAUCGUCUAAUACUAAYGUUACAUUUAUUUCUAUUUCUUUGAGAAUGUACAUUUGAUUCGACCCCUUCGAAUAAAGAGGGUCUAGAACAUCUUUUGUUGAAGUAAAGAUCGGGGAUUUUUGUACGAUAAAAGACGUGAAGAGCCGGUAAGUAACGAAAACGUGCUCCUGCAUACGACUUUGUACCUUCGUUGAAUGAAAAUUACGACUUCUUUUUGACCUUYAUCACGAACGUACUAUUAUAAAUCGACAACAAUACAACAUACACCAUGAAGACCUUCACUUUGCUCGCCCUUGCCGGUACYGCCGCCGCCUUCGCUCCUGCCGCCAAACAGGUAAGAUCUAUCCAUCGCCGCAUUCGASAWGCGAAUUCGAUCAUGAAUGGAGCCAAAAGAAGCAACCGAUGAACAAUUUCAUAUGUUAAUGUUAGGAUUCUCCUCUCUUCAUUCGGGAAGACUGAAACYGUUCACUGAACACAAAAAAUCUUAUUUGCUGACUAUUCCUUGCUGUUUCGAUAUAUUGGAYAUUUGAAUGGGUCUAUCGCUCGGAAUCUCAAUUUUUGAUGUGAUCUGUUCCCCAGGGAUCCAGCACUCAGCUUGCCGCUGAUUUGGACUCCAUGGCCGGAAGCAUCAAGCCUAUCAAAAACUUCGACCCUCUCGGCCUUGCCGAUAUCGGRAGUGACGAAACCCUUGCCUGGUUCCGCGCCGCUGAGUUGAAACAUGGUCGUGUUGCCAUGCUUGCAUUCAGCGGAUACGUCGUCCARUCGAUGGGAUUCCACUUCCCUGGAAAGCUCGCCAGUGAUGUUGACUUCAGCACCCUUUCUGCCAUGAAGCCCUUCGAUGCCUGGGAUGCUGUCCCUGAUGCUGGAAAGGCCCAGAUUUUGGGAACUAUUUUCGUUGCCGAGCUUGCCAGCGAAUCUCAAGGAACYCAUUACAUGAAGGGAGGAAACACCCCCGAAGUGGUUUUCCCUAAAUUUGACUUCAGCGGAGUUGACGCCGAUACGUUGAAGACAAAGCAAACCCGAGAAUUGCAAAACGGACGUCUUGCCAUGAUCGGAAUCAUGGGAUUCAUUGCUGCCAACAACGUUCCUGGAUCUGUCCCAGCCCUUGCUGGACUUGAAGGAUUCAACUAAUCGAAUGAUACUUGUUCGAAUAGGAGAAAGUCCCGACAACCUGUAAUCUCAAAUUCACAGGAGGUAACUACUCAACUAGACGUAAUAGGAUGAAACCACAAACGGGCCAUCGUACGUUGGCGUUGGCGAACGAUGAGGUCAAGCUACGCAGUCUUCUCCACGCAUUAUCGAUUUAUAAUGAUUGGAAUGUUUACCGGCACGAUAUAAUUAAAAUAGAAUCAGUCUG